AUGUUGGUGUUCUCCGCUUUGACCAUCCCAGUCCUGGGACUCUUAACUUCGCCCUUUCUAUUUGGAAUUGCCUGUCUCCUGUUUUUGGCACCAGCAGUUUGUCGUGCCAGAAGCCUGACAGAGCCCAUUCUGUACCCUGCGACAACCUUGAUGCCGACGCGUGCUUCGCUGCUGGGACUGGACCGGGAAUCUCAACCUGCCAGGAUUUUCUACACCUUCUCUUUGUCCAUUCGCGUUGCCACUAGUUUUGUACCAAUGGUGACCAGAGAAGAUGGCUGGAUUUUUAAACCCAGAAGUACUGAGACAAAAUAUGAGAUUGUUCGUUGCUGCGAGCAGACUUAUUGGGAAGCAAAGAGUGCUUGUGAGCACCUUUGGUCAGAACACAGGUCGUGCUACGAACACGGCUAUCAAAUCUGGGAUGGCCGCUACUCUUACCGCUCUUAUUAUGGAUACGGAGAACGGUUGGCAAAUGACAAUGAUGUUCUCGACCGUUGCAAUCAGCUGCUGGAGGAUCCCGAUUGCAGCAGACGGAUGUGGAAAGUGCUGCCGUUUUGCUCUAUUAUGUCUCAGCUGCCGCCAUACCUACUUUGCAAGCUGACAGACGGCUCAUUUCGUCAUAGGUUGUUUGACUAUGUUCGUUGUAAACUUUGGGCAGAAGAAUCGCCACUGCUGGAUUCCAAUUACUGCGAAACAGCGACAAGGGUCUUUCAGAUUGGACAAAUUCCCUCUCUUGGCAUCUCAGCUUUUAGUCUGACAUUGAACAUUGUGAACCUCUCGCCCGUUUUGGCCGUUGUUCUGUUGAUGAUCUCUUGUUGUGUUUCACGCACCCGCAAUGAUGUGGAUGUUGCUGUCCGUGUGGCUGUGGAUGACGAAGUCCAAAGGCUGCAAGAAGAGCUUGAGAAAAACAAAACAGCACAACUCAGCACGUUUGCAUACGUACUUCUCCGUGUAGACCUUGUCCUCGUCUCCAUGGACAUGUUUGGUGACAUCGUUGCUGUCUUCACAUGGAUUUCUACCGGCCAUGUUUGGUUUGGUAUCUUCCAGAUCCUCGUCAUUCUUCGUGGUGUCCCAAGCAUAGUGCUAUUGCAGCGUGAGCAAGGCUUAGUGAAAGAAGUGCGAGAUUCGCUCAAGGCGAAUACGCUCACUGAUGGUCUUUACAACCUCAUGUUGCAGGAGAAGACAAUAGAGGGUGUGCUAACCAGUUUGCUGCUGGCUUAUGGGACCAUGCACACAUUUGAUAGUGAUUUGGCUUUCAGUUUAGUGAUGGCCAAGUGGGCUCUCUCCAUUCGUUCAGUGACGAACGGAUGUUUCAUUCAGUUUCACCUUGCACCAUGUGAUGUGCAGACAAGGCCCUUUCUGGAUACCUUGCCAUCAUGGCCUUUGGGCCGAAGAUAUCAUGUCGACACGGAAUGA
Durusdinium trenchii is the source of this 1413-nucleotide messenger RNA. The record is from the annotation of a GenBank genome assembly. Lineage: Eukaryota; Dinophyceae; Suessiales; Symbiodiniaceae.